GCCGGAGUUGACGCCUCCUCUCGGCUGCUCUCAGUCACUCAGCAGCAUCUUGAGUCCAGGGAGGCAGGUCGAUGCAAAGCCUCCACACACAGCUUCGUUUUCUCCUCCUGCCAUCAGUGACAGCUGUUUCCAUUUGAUGCUUCUCACACCUCAACCUCUCAGGGGGGUUAAGAUGGGUGGAGCUGCCAUCUUACGCAUGCUGGAGACCUGAACAAAUACUGGUAAACUGCUGCUGAGGACCUCAACCACCCCCGUCCCACCCAUGACUUUCUAUAGUGAGCCGUUGAUUGGUGUGCCUCAAACUCUGUAAUGGAAAAUCGUGAUGAUGAAGCUGAGCAGCACCACAGCACUAUGGUGGGAGAAGGGGGCAGCACGGGGGACAGCACCCCUCCCCCAAAGCGCAAGGGCAAGUUCUCCACCCUUGGCAAGAUCUUCAAGCCGUGGAAGUGGCGGAAGAAGAAAAGCAGCGACAAGUUCAAGGAAACUUCAGAAGAACUGGAGAGAAAGAUGUCAACGAGGCGGACGCGGCAGGAGCUUAUAGAACAGGGGGUGCUGAAGGAGGUCCCGGACAACGAUGCAGAUACACACAACCAGAAGCAUCUCUACGUGAAGAACGGCCACACACUGCCUGUGAGCACUGGGGUCGGAGGUGGUGGUGGAGGAGUCGUCGGUGGAGGCAGGAGUCCAUGCAAUCAGGGCAAACUCCCUUUGGAGUCAGACUUUAGGAUGAACCCGGCCUGGCUCGCCCAGCCAGACGACCGCAGGGGUUGGUCACCCUCUGACGGAGACCACCGAGGAACUCUGGGUUCCAGGGGCACGGGACUGCAUGACGAUGGGAGGAGAGGCGGAGGAGUGGGGCCACGUGCACAUGUUGAGGGCGAGUGGAAGCCUAAUAUGGUCUGGCAGGGCCAGAUUCACGGCCAGAUGGAGGAUUGCAGACGUGGGGGUCGACUUCAUCCUGAGGACGGGCAGAAGAGGCCCGGGCUGCAGAAGGCCCCCUCGGAGGAUGGCAGGAGGAGUCGACCUGCAGAAGCGGACUGGAAGCCCACACUCCCCCGGCAUGCAUCUGCUGAGGAGGGGAGGGCCCGCAGAGAGUCGGACAGCCAUUUUGUUCCUGACCCAGAAUCCUUGCGGGACACCCUGCGCGAACCUCUGCCUCCAAAACAGUCCGUCAUGCCUCCAAAAUGGCUGAUGACAUCCGCCCCUGAACCCAGCAGCAAAGGUGCAGCCCGCACCCCACCUAACCACCACACAAACCAGUUCUGCUCUCUCUCCGCCCCCUCGGCUGUGGCGCCCAAACCUGUGCGGUCCGUCUCCUCUGCGGGUGCGUCCACUCAGCAGCCGUCGUGUGUAGCCCCGACCUCCACCUCUCAUGGCACCAAGCAGCCCCCUGUGCCCCCACCCAAGCCUGUGAACAGGGGCAAUGCCGGCAUGCUGGGUGACUUCACCCAAGCAACCGGGGGCGCCAGUCUUGUUCCAGCCAAGCCUUCUCCACCGAUGCCUCCCAAGAGGACGACCCCCGUCACCAAACGAGGCACGGAGGACUCGAGCCAUCCCAUCAACCCCUCACCGCUUUCUCUCGAGGACCACAGCAGCCUCCCCAUGGGCUUUCAGCUGCCUCCCCCUCCUCCCUCACCUCCCCUGCCGACACACAAACCACCUUCCCCUCCCCGCCAACACAUACAUACCCACCACCUCCACCAUCAGCACUCCUACCCCCACCCACUGCCCCAACCCAUACCAAUGCUGUUUGACCCACCAAGCCCGACCAAUGAGUCUCCUCAGAGACCAGCUCCUGUCCCGCUCCACAUCAUGAUCCAGCGAGCCCUGUCCAGUCCCGGCCCGGCUCAGCCUCAUCCAGACGGGUCACAGCGUGCACACACACUGCUUUUUGAAACCCCUCCGGACUACCAAGGUGGUCGCCCACUUCCUGUCAGCAUCCAACCAUUAAAACUAUCUGAAGAUGACUACUCAGAGGAGGAAGAGGAGGAAGAGGAGGAGGAGGAAGAUGAUGAGGAAGAGGAGGAGUACGAUGGGGAGAUCCCUCAGCCAGAGCUGGAGCCACGGAGUCGCAGGUGCCUGGUCGGAGACGCCGGUGUUUGUGUCAUCCCGGGGGGUAACAGCAGUGAGGAGGAGGAAGAAGAGGAGGAAGAGGAUGAACGAGGAGAGCAUGACAUGCGUGGUGAGGACAGCGACUCAGACGGUCCUGUGCUUUAUAAAGAUGAAGACUCGGAUGAGGAGGAUGAGCCCCCACUUAGCGCCCUGGCCAGCAGGGUCAAGAGGAAGGACACCUUGGCUCUGAAGCUGAGCAGCCGUCCCUGUGCCCCAGAGAGGGACAGGUUUACCCAUGAGAGGGGCAGCCGAGACGACCUGCCUCCAGGACAGACCGGCCUCACCUGGCAGAGCAGGGAGCAGUGGGAAGCCAUCCGCACACAGAUCGGCUCUGCACUCACAAGGCGACUUAGCCAGAGACCCACUGCUGAGGAGCUCGAGCAAAGAAACAUUCUUCAGCCCAGAAAUCAGACUGACAGACAGGCUGAGGUUAGGGAGAUCAAGCGGCGGCUGACCAGGAAGCUGAGUCAAAGACCCACAGUUGCAGAACUACAGGCAAGAAAAAUCCUGCGGUUCCACGAGUACGUGGAAGUCACAGAUGCCCAAGACUAUGAUCGGAGAGCAGACAAGCCGUGGACCAAGCUGACUCCUGCUGACAAGGCGGCCAUCCGGAAGGAGCUUAAUGAUUAUAAGAGCACUGAAAUGGAGGUCCACGAAGAGAGCAGAAUCUACACCAGGUUUCAUCGGCCUUAGACCCCCCCCCCUCC
Molecule: messenger RNA, 2819 nt
Organism: Anoplopoma fimbria (sablefish)
Lineage: Eukaryota; Metazoa; Chordata; Actinopteri; Perciformes; Anoplopomatidae
Gene: phactr4b
Product: phosphatase and actin regulator 4b
Exons: 15
Coding region: 310-2805 (831 amino acids)
Biological process (GO): actin cytoskeleton organization; neural crest cell migration
Molecular function (GO): actin binding
Source: RefSeq, a predicted model, not a curated record